Molecule: messenger RNA, 510 nt
Organism: Thlaspi arvense
Lineage: Eukaryota; Viridiplantae; Streptophyta; Magnoliopsida; Brassicales; Brassicaceae
Source: the annotation of a GenBank genome assembly
AUGAACUCUCCAUCCAACGCAAACAUUCAGAACCAGGGCAAUUACCAAGCUGACCGUAUAACCGGGGAAGGUUUUCUAUCAUUCCAGGGACGAGAGGAGCUCUUCAACAAAGUGCUAAUGCAAAGCGAUAUCAAACAGUACCGCCUAGUCAUACCAAAGCGACUAGCUCGACGGUACUUCCAGCUUCACCUUCAAAACCGGUCAGAAGCAGCUUUUUUGUUGAUGGAGGAUAAUGAAGAGAAAGCAUGGAAUUUCAAGUACUCCAUCUGGAGAAGCAGUCACGCUCAUGUGCUAACGGGCGAAUGGAGCAAGUUUGUGAAGGAGAAGGGCUUGAAAGCAGGAGACGUGGUUUGCUUUUCUCGUUCAACUGGGCCGGACAAGCGGCUUUUCAUAGACUGGAUGCCACAAAUGCGGUCGUGUAUAGCAGACCUACCACCUCUCAAAGCCACUCAAAAGGAGCAAACAGUUAGGCUAUUUGGGGUCAAUAUCUCAACAAGCCAACCAAAUUAA